This is a messenger RNA of Adelges cooleyi (spruce gall adelgid), 2780 nucleotides long. RefSeq names its product protein CREBRF homolog (gene REPTOR). The record is from RefSeq and is a predicted model, not a curated record. Gene Ontology annotation, biological process: regulation of transcription by RNA polymerase II; response to unfolded protein. Gene Ontology annotation, cellular component: nucleus. Lineage: Eukaryota; Metazoa; Arthropoda; Insecta; Hemiptera; Adelgidae. Gene Ontology annotation, molecular function: RNA polymerase II transcription regulatory region sequence-specific DNA binding; DNA-binding transcription factor activity, RNA polymerase II-specific.
UUUCAUUUGCCUAAAAAAACCAAUAUGUUUAUUAUUAUAAAUAGUUUUUAAGUGCUUGUUAUUAUUUUUGCUUUCGACUCACGGCCAAUGUGGCGCGCUAGUGUAGUGUGAUGUAAACACUGGCCAGUUGGUUUUCGCACAAACUUUUUAGUACGGGUUAACUUUAAAUUGUCGUCGCGUCGUAUUGUUUUCAUUCGAAUUGGACCAACAAGUGGGUAUACCCGAUGUUAUUUGUCUGUGUUUAUAAUAUGUAAUUUAAGUGUGUUGUUAACGUUAAGUUUCGACUAAACAACAAAAAAAAAAAUUAACAUCGAAAUCGAUUACGGAUUCCGCGGGGGCCACCUGCUCGUUAUUGAAAGUCAUGGCCGCGCGUGUUUCUUUGUCAUCGACCCAUCGUUAUGUUAUUCGACUUUGCCUACAGCCAGAAGAUCUGCUCGUGCCAUAAUUGUUUUUUUUUGCAAUUCGCGUGAUACCGCUAGGUUUGAAGGAAUCGUCUUAUUAGCGAAAGAUUGAUGUUAAAAAUUGAGUUUUAUUCAGAAAUUACACAUUUACUCUUAUUACACAUUAACUUAUAAAGAGUAGUUAUCUUGUCUGUGUAAAAAAAGAAAUUACAGUGUAAAAAUGAAUAAUAAAGAUUAUACAAAUUUAUUUGGUACUAUGGAAACUAAACGAGUAUUAAAAGCUGAUUAUCCAACUGAAAGCUCAUCGUUAGGAGUACCAAUACCAAUAAGAAAAAAUGGUGAUCUAAGUACAUUACAAGAUUAUGGAUUUGAAUUAUUUGAUACGUCUAACGCUCUUAUUCAAGAUCCUAUGGUAGUCGGUAAUGCGGAUCAACAUUUUUUCACAGCCAAUGAUACUGGAUGGAUUGGAAAAUCUGAUGACAUGUCGUUUAUAAAAAUGGAUGAAGAUAUUUUUCAAGUAGACCAAUCUGAUUUAUUACAAGGACCGACAUUAGCCGAGUUAAAUGCCAACGGUGGUGAAUCGUUAUUAGAAGAUCUCAAUUUCGACGAUUUACUGCUACCACCAGAUUCGGUUAAAUCAGAAAUCUCAGAUACCGUUCCACUAAUGAACUCUUAUAUAGUCGAUCACGUAGUGAAUACCAGUCCUAUCAAUCGACCAAGCUCUUCAAAAUCUGGCUUCCAACUUUCACCUAAUAGUUGCAGUUCACGUUCAUCACUUUCUCCAGGACCCACAACAUCGAUAACACUACAAGAGUUAUUAAAAAAAGAAACAAAACCACAAACUUGUUUGUCUCCUCCCACCUUUGGAACAAGUGUUCCAGGAUCGUCGGGGUAUCUUUUACCUAACCGGUCAAGAACAAGUCUAUCUUCUUCAGCCCCUACACAUCUCGGUCUUGAGCAAAUAUGGCAGCGCAGAGAGCCUAGACAACAUUUAUUAUCCACUGGAUCAUUAGUUGAAGCAGGAUCGACGUCUUCACUUUCUACAGGAGGCGUUUUGAGCCCAGAAGCUUAUGACUCUUUUCUAGAUGAAGCCAUAGACGACUCUGAUGAUGACACUGAACAGGAAGAAGAUUUCUCAUCCGAUGGUGAUUCCGGCGGUGAAAGUGACUGUGGUGGAACAUCUGCCAAAUCAUCUUCCCACAAAGAUAGAUAUUUUUGGCAGUACAAUGUCCAGUCAAAAGGGCCAAAAGGUCAACGGUUAGUUUUAAAGAGCAAGUUAGAAGACCCUCAUUGUUUAAAUGAAGUGACAGAUCCUGUAUUUAGUCCAAGUUGCUCAAUACAAGGCAUCAAACAUAGUGGAAAAGCCCGAAAAGGUGAUGGCAAUGAUUUAACACCAAAUCCUAAAAAGUUACAGUCCAUAGGUAGAGAAUUGGAUAAAUUGAAUAGGAGUAUAAAUGAAAUGACGCCUGUUAGUGAGUUGCCAUUUAACGUUCGGCCAAACACUCGUAAAGAAAAGAACAAAUUAGCAUCCAGAGCUUGCCGCUUAAAGAAAAAAGCCCAACAUGAAGCGAACAAAAUUAAACUUUAUGGUUUAGAAACCGAACACAGGCGUUUGAUAAAUGCUAUAGCACAAGUCAAACAGUUGAUAGUAGCGAGAACAACAAGUGAUUCUUAUCCAAAGGAAAACCAAGAAUUAACUAAAGCUAGUGAAAAAAUUACAAAAAAUGCCACCAGACUUAAAGUUGCUGGGCAGUCAACUGAGUUUGUAAACAAAGUCCUCGAAAAAAAAAUCAGGUGCACGCAGAGGUGGCCUGGAUGAGAUUUAGUCGCCAAAGGUCAAGUACCCCUAACCUAGUCUUUUUGUAAGUAAUAUAUAAUGUAUAUCGCAUCUGACUAUCGGUUGAGUCAUUAAUACGCCAUUAUUAUUAUUUCUUUUGUCUAAAUUCCCUAUAUCUUACUCAAUAAUAUCAAUUAUGUGUUUCCACAUAUGUUUCGAUAUAUUUUUUUAUAAUAUUUGAUUGUUAUAAUGUUAAUUAUUAUUAUUUAAUAUUAUAUAUUUUGUAAAAAUAUAAGCAAAUAAUUAUUGUUUAAUUGAUUCUCCGGUUAUCAGUUGAAAUAGAAUCUGGUUUUGUUACGAAUAUGUUCAUUUAUAUUUUCUUAUUUAAGUUACUAAUACCUUGUUAUUAUGUUCCGGUUUUUAUGUUUUUUUUUUAUUAUUAGUAGGUUGAAACUUAAGCUAUAUACUUUGUGGUGUAUGUACAUUAUUAUUUUAGAAAGUCAUUUUACAAAAGUAUUUUAUCAUUCAAAUGACCAUUGAAUGCAUUUUAUUAUUAUAAUAAUUAUAAUUACGUUUAUAUAUAAAUCUAAUUAAUCUUGGAU